Messenger RNA from Aplysia californica (California sea hare), 2115 nucleotides. RefSeq lists its product as uncharacterized. The record is from RefSeq and is a predicted model, not a curated record. NCBI's taxonomy places the organism in Eukaryota, Metazoa, Mollusca, Gastropoda, Aplysiida, Aplysiidae. The coding region runs from base 270 to 2048 and encodes 592 amino acids. The transcript is spliced from 2 exons.
AAUCACAAGCUGGGUGGGAAGUAGCAAAAUUACUAAACUAGUGAACUUGUUACUCCUGGGGGGAGUGGUGUGAGUGGUGAUACAGCCGUAUGGACUGUGGCAGCUGGCGGGAUUCAAUGUUGAACAGUUUGCAGAUUAGAAUUCAUUACUGAAAGUUGUUACUUAUAACGUGUUCGAGUGUGUAUGUGUGUGGUCGCGGAUUGAGACAACGCCCCCCUCAGCGGACAGACAAGCGACUGCUCGAGCCGACGUGGGUCGACAAUCUAUCCAUGAUGCGAGCCCUGGUUUUCUUCGCCUGGCUCCUUGCCACGCUCCAGCCUUUCGUCACAGCCAACGACUGCGUCGUAAUCAGUGACGCUGACGCGGUCAAGAAUCUGCCUCUGCUCACCACCACUGAGUUCACCGCUGACAUCGAAAUGUCCAGCACUGAGACCGCCCGAGUCAUACAGAUCAUGAUGUAUUACAGCCAGACAAAGAACCAGAUACGCCUCAACAUGCUGGACAAUGGUCAACUGUCAGACCUCUUCUUUUACUAUGAAGAUCAGGAGGUUCUCGGCAUCGACUACAGCAUAGGGCGGGGCAACUGUACGGCUAAGAAACUGUCAGACGCUCCGGAGACCUUCAUGGUGGGCGGGGUCAAGGACGACGCCAAGAUCCCCAGUGCACUGGGCGUGCUGCGAAUGACGGGCAAGUCUGGAUUCAAUGACGACAACAUCAAGGUCAAGCACGUGGGUCAAGCUGUCUUCAGGGAUAUGAACGUGGAACAGUACGAGUCCUGCCAGAGAUGGGCCAUCAAUGGCCAGGAAUUAGUUUUCAAGGUCACCCACUACUUCUCCAACGCGACCACGUGGAAGUUGCCGUCUGACCAAGUAAUUCCUAUUGCUAUGACAUUGGAUGGUACGGGGACAGUGAGAGGUCAGUCCGUGCAAGUCAAGCAUACGUACAGCUUCUUCAAUUUCCAGUUCUCUGUCGUCCCUGUACAGCUGGAGACACCCCCUGGCGUCUUCUGCAGGCGUGAGAAAGUAUACCCUUUCCCGCCAACACCUAACUAUAUCCAGUUCUCCGCAGAGGUGAUCGACCACGCAAACGGUGCCUAUACCUUCCUCGAGGAAAUCUUCUCCACCGAUGACAAGUUCGCGGUCAUGAGACUUCAGAAAAGUAGCGACCUGGGCUCUGACAAGGGCAUAAACAAACGCGAGAUACUUCAGGACUUCACUUCCGGCCUCUCGUUCAUCGUGGACAAAAAAGUGGGCACCUGUAAAGUAAUGAACAUUACGCAAAGCAACAAAGCUACCCCUUUGCCUUUCUACACAGUGCAGGAUGACGGUAAAAUCAAGCAACUGAGCCCGGCCAAAUUCUUUUACGCAUUCGGCACUGAGUAUCACUAUCUUGGAGAAAGAAAUGUGAGAGGUAUCAUGAGCGACACCUUCGUCACCCGCACAACCCUCCUUAACAGUCAAACACCCAGCAACCUGGCCACUAUAGAGUGGUACUUCGCAAAGCAUGCAACCACCUGGAACGACAACAGUAAGUCCUACAAAGACCAAAAGCUCCAAAUCCCUGUAAAGUUCCGGAUGUGGGAAAGCGACACGACUACUUACAGCACAGACAUGAAUAUCUACGACGUUGACUUCACUCGGCUCAAGCUUGGAGUCUUUGACGUGCGUCCAUGUUUCCCGGACAGUGCCAAGAACCACUUCCAGACCGUACUGGAAGGAGCUACACGUGACAUCGUGAACAGAUACAGGGAGAAUUUCCUCAGCAAAGCCAUGUUCACCAUCGCCGACCAAGCCCAAGUCCUGUGGUGGCGCGUGGUGGGCCUCAGACUGGACAUCACGCAGAGCCAGGUGCUGUUCGAGUUUGACAUCAUGAACCAGCCCCCGUAUGCUGGCGACGUGGAGCAGAGCCUCUACACUCCCGUGUCCCUGGAGGAUGCCACCAAGAACCUGAUCGACAGCGUGAGGCGCGGACUCUCUCUGAUGGCCUAUAACCCUGAUACCAAACUUUUCGACAAGCACUUGCGCAUGUCCAAUUUCAAAGUCAUGUAAGCCGGGCGGUCAACUGGCGCAAAGGUCUCUCUCUCUCUCUCUCUUUCUCUCUCUCUCUCUCUCUCUC